AAGAGCAGCAGCACAGGAGCUGGACCAGAGACAAGCCCAGAACCGAGACCAGGACCAACAGGAGAUACCGGACCAGCAGACAGUAUGCAGUGUGUACGUUGUCCCACCAUCUUGGUUCUCGUGGUGUUUGUUCUGUGUGGUGUUUCCUCUCAGCCUGACAGAGACCAGGACCAGUACCAGAACCAGGACCUGGACCUGGAGCUACGUCAACACCAGCUGCUGCAAAGAGCUCGGAGUGCAGGGCUCCUUUCACAGGAGUGGAGUAAACGUGCGGUGGAGGACCUGCUGGCCCAGAUGUCUCUGCCGGAGGCCAACACCCAGCAUGAAGCUGAGAUUGUUUCCUUGGCAACAGGAGGCAGGAUGAACCUGGAGAGGUCCGUGGACCCCCCUAACAACAACUUGCCCCCCCGCGAACGCAAAGCUGGCUGCAAGAACUUCUACUGGAAAGGCUUCACUUCCUGUUGAAACCCCGCCCAGGUACCAGAAUACUAGUCUAAGCCCCGCCCACCUGACUUGUGCUCAGUUUCUCACCUCUCCACCUGUUGCUGUUUUUCCCCCCACCUGACCUCAUGCCUGCACACCUCCCAGUUCCUUUGGCCUUCACCUCAGCGACUGGACGGACCAAUCAGCAGCCGGCUGGCUGCAGCAUACCUGAAUAAUCAAUGUAAUUAUCAAUUAAAGA
This is a messenger RNA of Monopterus albus (swamp eel), 682 nucleotides long. RefSeq names its product somatostatin 1, tandem duplicate 2 (gene sst1.2). Gene Ontology annotation, cellular component: extracellular region. NCBI's taxonomy places the organism in Eukaryota, Metazoa, Chordata, Actinopteri, Synbranchiformes, Synbranchidae. Gene Ontology annotation, molecular function: hormone activity. Gene Ontology annotation, biological process: regulation of cell migration. The transcript has 3 exons. The record is from RefSeq and is a predicted model, not a curated record. The coding region runs from base 85 to 465 and encodes 126 amino acids.